GCACGUCGACGAGCUCGCCUAAUGGGACUGGAGAUGCGGCAGCAUUGGCUAGCGACGGAGUAGCACGUGAACGAGUGUCUUCAAGCCGUGGGAGCGACGAAACAAAGUCGUGGCAAAUCGCUUGUGGGGAGGUCUCGGCAAGAUCUACAAACGUGGUCACAGCAGUGGAAAUGUGAGGGUAUGUUGUUUCAUGCACGCAAGCGAAUCCGCACGAGAGAUGCGGCGCAGAAAGCACGCUCGAGCGGGCUGACCGAUGCGAACUCUCACAUUGGGCAUGAGCGUGGCAGCCCUCAUCUAUGCUGUUCUGUCAAACCUCCUGGUCUGCACUAUCGAUGGGCCAAUGUCAAUCGCACUAAAGUCUUUCAAGACGCCUCCGUAUCGGGAUUCCCUCUCACGUCCGGCACUUUCGCCAAGGUUCUAGAAAGCAGCCUUGCACAGCGUCACGGAAGCUGCUUUAACCCUCCUAGAGCAGCACCGAGGGUCGGACUGUCUAGCACCAGCACAUCGUGUUGUGUAAUGCUCAUCCAGAUCGCAGGUUGCCCGGGGCAAGAGUAACAUGAUGGACCAG
Molecule: messenger RNA, 568 nt
Organism: Baudoinia panamericana UAMH 10762
Lineage: Eukaryota; Fungi; Ascomycota; Dothideomycetes; Mycosphaerellales; Teratosphaeriaceae
Exons: 2
Coding region: 181-555 (124 amino acids)
Source: RefSeq, a predicted model, not a curated record